AUGUUAUAAUUAUANCAAUAAAUUAUUCUAAAUUAAACUUAAUAUCAGCAAAAUGCAUCUUCAUAAUUUCUGUAAUUGCAAACUCAAUUAGAAGAAAAACUCUCUAAUUUUAUUAAUAAAUAAAUUAAAGAGCUUUCAAACCGAUUAUAACAUCUUAAUAAGAACGAAAUUGAAACUAUGAAUAGUCAAUUAGAAAAGCUUCGAGCCUAAAUCUUUUAAAUAAAUAUCACAAAUAGUAAACUUAUUACUAACAAGCUAUAAUCCUCUUAUGCAAAUGAUAAUGAAAAUUAAGUAAUUAAUCAUUCAUAAAAUCAUAAACCCUUUUUAACUGAUAAUCAAUCUCAUAAUAUUGAUUCAAAUAUCAAAAUAAUGAAAAAUAACUAUUUAAUUGAUAGGGAUUUUUCAACUUAAUCAAACAAUCCUUUAAAUGAUAUUACUAAUAUUUAAAUCAAAUAUAUCAAGAGUUUACAAUAAAGUUUGCAAAACUCAAAACUAUCUAAAUGUUCUUCAAAUAAUAAUUACAAACAACAAGAAGGUUCUCCUAUUGAACUAUUUAACGAACAGAAUAUUCUAGAUAGUCUUGAUAAUAUUAAGGUUUUUGAUCCCUAACACUCUGACCAUCCUUCAGAUUCUACUAACAAUUAUAAUUCAAUGGAUUUAUCGUAAGCGAGAAUGUCAACUAUCUAAGAAAAUGAAAAUGAAGAAGAUGAAUGUGUAUAUUAAGUGGUAGAAAAUCGUUAACAAUAGACCAGUAUUGAAAAUAAAAAGAAAUAGAAAGAUUAAACCAAAAUUAAAUAAUGCAAAAGCAAGACAUUAUAUUAUUGA
Messenger RNA from Paramecium pentaurelia, 825 nucleotides. NCBI's taxonomy places the organism in Eukaryota, Ciliophora, Oligohymenophorea, Peniculida, Parameciidae. The record is from the annotation of a GenBank genome assembly.